AUGACAUUAUCCAUUCACCGAGAGCUCUGAAGCAGGAUGUUACGACGGUCACUUGAACACAGCAUUAGCUCGGAUUGUCGUGCGUGUGUCCUGGGACAAACGUUGGUUCUCUGAAGUGUUCACGGAGUAGUAAAUCCGGACCAGCGGAUUUUAGGUUACUUUCUCGUGUUUGGGCUCAGUUCGGCAGCAGACAGUAAUCUCCGUGUUUGAUCGUUGUUUCUAGCGCCACAGACCGGUUGGUUUAUCUUCGAAGAAAAGAGGGAGACCAGCAGCAGCAGGUGCAUGUGGAUGCCGAUAAAACUCGAGACAAACUCCGCUCUCUCCUCACGGUUUGGCUGAUCAUCGGCGAUUUUUUUUUUUAAGUAACGCAGUUACUUGACUUCCUUACUCGGUGGAAGUGUGAGAAUCCUUAUUCGAGGCUUGUGGUUCUCGAGAAUAGCAUGUUAAUCUCGGGAAAAUGUAAUGUCUUGUUGCCCUGUGUCUCUCCGCACGCCAAUAUGGAUAAAAUCAAAAGUCAGUACCUCAACCUAAAGCUGUGACUUCUACAUUCUUAUUGUUUGAGGGACUAUGUUUUGCUCUUUUAGUGGAAACACAACUCAAUGGAUUACAUAGUCUGACUCUGGCUCAGACUUUCAGGAUAUCACUGGAGUAAAAGAGAAGCAAUGGAGAAGAAGACCAAGGCGAGCAGCCAAAGUCUCCCCGCUGUCAACGGUACAGCCAAAAGCAGAGUGGAAAGUGUUGAUCCUUAUGGUUUUGAGCGCUCAGAGGACUUUGACUAUGAGUCAUAUGAGGAGCUCAUGUCUGAGUACUUGGUUGUGCUUACUCGGCGAGCCAUCAAGUGGUCCAAACUGCUGAAGGGGAUAAACAAGGUGCAGAAGAACAUAAAAUUAAAACGUUACGUGCGUAAGGGCAUUCCUAAUGAGCACAGGGCACUGAUCUGGAUGGCAGCCAGCGGAGCUCAUGACAAGCUUGAGAAGAACCCAGGAUAUUACCAGUCUCUACUCGGAGCCCGGCAUGACCCCAAACUGGUGGAGAUCAUCUGCACAGACUUGAACAGAACAUUUCCAGAUAACGUCCAGUUUCGCAAGACCUCAAACCCAUGUCUGCAGAAAAAUCUGUACAAUGUGCUGCUGGCUUACGGCCACCACAACCCAUCUGUGGGCUACUGCCAGUCAGAUGGACGUGAUGGGUUUGGCGGAUGCCAGGAGAACAUACCUGACUGCCUUGUGCCAACUGUGAAGUUUAGGAGGGAUAAUAAUAUGCGGUUGUUUUUCAGGGUUUGGGCUUGGCCCCUUAUCUCCAGGGAAAGGCAAACUUAUGCUUUAGCAUACCAAGACUUUUUGGACAAUGCUAUGCUUCCAACUUUGUGGCAACAGUUUGAGGAAGGCCCUUUUCUAUUUCAACAUGACUGCAACCCAGUGCACAAAGCAAGGACUGUAAAGACAAGUCUUGUUGAGUUUGGCAUGGAGGAAUUGACUCAGUGGGGUUCAAGAGGAGAUUGUGAGCCAGGCCUUCUCGUACAACAUCAGCAUUUGACUUCAUUAAUGCUGUACAGAAUGAAUAGGCACAAAUUCUCACAAAAAUAAUCGUUUGGAAAGCCUUUUAAGAAGAGUGGAAGCUUUUAUAGCUGCAGAAAGGGGGAAAACGCCAUAAUAAAAUAUAUGUACAUGUAUUUGAAUACAAUGCAGUUACAGUCCCUGUCAGUAAAUGGGAGCAAGUAAAUCUUGGUAAUUUUUCUUGGAAAGUGACUUAUUUAUAUCAUCCCCUUGGAAUAACAAAGCUGUUUUUUCUGUGACCAUUUAAUUUUCAAGAUAUCUAGAAAACAGCAAAAAUUUACCAGUGUCAUGGCAAAAUGGGCUAAAAUGCAAUGAAUGCAUACAUGUCCUUUUGUCCCAUUUCUUUAUUCAAACAUUUGUUUUGUUCCACCUGAGGUCCAAACUCCAGUAUCUUUCAUUGACCAGCUUGAGUGGUUCAAUUUUUUGGAAAUUCGGGUUAUGUUUUCUCUUCAAGGGUGGGUGGGAGGUCUGAAGGCUUGACCAGUUGAGAACCACCUUCACUAAUACACUGAUGGAUUAGGGUCUCUAAUGGAAUGGAUUGUAGAGCAAAAAUAUACACUACUGACUCAAAUAAAUACUCCAAUAUCUAUUAUGAUGUAAAAUCAAGUAGAGACUAUGUUAAUUUGUGUGAGUUGAAGCGCUAGUCUAAAUAUAUAUCUGGUUGCAUUGAUCGCAGCGUCAUCCCACUCUUGCACUAUGUUUAUCAUUUGCAUUUAAAAGUAAAAUUUAGUUCACCACAGCAUAAGAGACUUGAUUUGCAAUUCAAACAGGCAGAAGAGCUGUGUCAUGGUCAAGCCCCUUUUGAAGCAUUAUCGGGAAGCAUACAUCUGAAGUCACACUCCGUUCACCUGACAUUUCCUGGAUCCCAUCAGAUAUUUUCUUUGAACAGAAUCAUUUUUGACUGUAUCAUUUAAAAUUGACAUUCAUAGUCUUAACAGAUGUAUAAAUUAUAUAACUCACUGUAAAGUUCAAACCAUGCUGAGUGUUUCUUUUCUUAGAUAAUUAUUUUGUUAAUCUACCUUUAAAAAUCCAACUGGUUGAAAAAUCUGAAUUAUAACCUUUCAUUUAUACAAGUUACUCUUCUUUGAUUCAUCUGUUUGGCAUCAUGCUUUAGAAUUUGUUUUUUUAUAUUUUCUUUAUUGUUUGCAUUUGUAGUAUGAGCAUAUUUUCAUGUAAGAUGUUUUGUAUUUUAGAUUUGUUUUUUCUUUUUGCCUUACAGACCCCCUUAGAGAGAGAUGAUUCUUCACAGGUUAAGGCUUCUCUAACUUAGAAAGAAAAAAAAUCCCACUCCUCUUUGGAUCCUUUCAUAAAAAGGGGCUCUACAGUGUGUAAUAAAGCCUGUUCAAACAGGAUUACAAGAUUCCUGUAUAACCUUACGUGCCUCUCU
Cheilinus undulatus (humphead wrasse) is the source of this 2943-nucleotide messenger RNA. It is a transcript of the gene grtp1a, whose product is annotated as growth hormone regulated TBC protein 1a. The record is from RefSeq and is a predicted model, not a curated record. The coding region runs from base 663 to 1586 and encodes 307 amino acids. The transcript has 5 exons. Lineage: Eukaryota; Metazoa; Chordata; Actinopteri; Labriformes; Labridae. Gene Ontology annotation, molecular function: nucleic acid binding.